AAGUAAGUUUGGUCGAGGUCCGUUACGGGUGUUGCCUUUUCGUGAAUUUUCGACAGUUUUUGUAUCAAGCAGCUCAUUUCUGCAUGUCUAAACGGUGUUUCACGCUGCGAAAUUUCAUCGGAGACAGAUUGGCUCGUGAAACAUGAACAAUCGACGAAGACGAGCCAAUGAUUUCACGGAUUCCUUGACCAGUUUUCGUCAGACGUUUAUAGAGGAUCAGACUUUGUCACUAGCCUAUUCGGAAGACAGUUUGGACAUUGGCUCUACAAAAGGCAGGCAACAUGAUAAUCAGCAGAAAUAUGCAAAAAAUAAAUCUCAUACUGGAUCUAUUAUCUUAGCGGGUCAUUUGGCUAGUGAACAUAACAUCUCGCUACCCGAGUCUCUUGAGAAUGCACAUAAAGAUAGACGAGCUCUUUCAAAGGAUAUAAUAAAUGUGUCGGAUGAGACAUCAUACAUGUCACUAAAACCAGACUUAAAUAAAUGUAUAAAUCUGUUCCAAAAUGAGUGUCCAAGUAAAGAAAGCUGUACUGCUGAAGAACUUUCGAGUUCCGCAUUAGAGAUCAGAGUCAACAGAAAUUCCAACACUCUCCAUUUCAGUGAAAAUAAAAACGUGGAAGUACAAUGCAAUUUAAGUAGAAAUUGUCCACGUUCCGUGUCCCAAAGUUCACUAAGAAUUAUAAGCUCUCCAUUUAAUGAAAUUAGAAGAUCCAAGAGUUGCGUGACUGUUAACGAUAAUUUAAAAAUGGACAUUAACAGUGGUGUCAAAGCUGAGCUACGUUCUUCAGCAAGCAGAGACGCAGCUAUGAAUAUGAAUACAAAAAUUCGAAUAGUCAUUUCUCCGUGCAAGACAUUGCUGGUCUCAAAGUCUUCCACUACAUCAACAAACAAGAAGACUAAUUCUCAUUCCACAAAGGAGGAUCAGAAACGUGAUUCUGUAAGUAGCGAGAGAAGCUCGGAGGAGGAAUGUAAUCCAUCCGAGCUGAGGGCAGUAUUAAAUUCGCUUAAGGACCAAAAGCCAUGGAAGGAGGAAGGAAUGGUACAAAAAUGUUUGAGACGCAUGUCUGCAAACUUCUACGAUUCGCCCAGAAACUUUACGGAACAAUUACUGACAAUAAUCGAGGAAUCGGUCAUAAACAACGAUACUUCGGGAGCUUUGGAGUACCCGGAAAUUAGUCUGUGCAGAUUAACCGAGGAACUUCGGAAGAUGUGCAAGUUUAUAGAGGAUGAAACCGUUCCCGAGUGGCCUCGGUCCCCGAAUAUCGACACGUCGACACGUAAUGGAAGAAAAUAUUCAAGAGACUGUCACGAGUCCCAACUUGAUUCCUCGCGGAAAUCUCUCGAUGCUGUCGCGACUCCGAAUAAAAAUCUGUGCGUAACGCCUACUCCUACUCGACGUAUCAAAAGCCCUAAAAAGAUCUGUAGGCCAAAGAUUAGUGCGCAAAGUCCAAAGCCGCACGAUAGCACAAGCACAUUCGAAUCUCUCGAGGCGUUCUGCAAAAUAUUGUACCCUGACGAGGAUACGUCUCCCCCAGAGAAAAUUUGGUCGCAGUCUCCUCUACGAGAUAUGAAGCGUAUUCUGCUCGCGUGUGGAAAUCAGAUGGCUUCUUUGGACUCGCCCAACAUUUAUGAACAACUGAAAAAAGCUGCAACUUCCACCGUGGACCCGGCACGCAAACCUGAUGUGGUACCUGAAACGCAAGCCCCUCAAUGCAACUUGCUGUCACAUGAAAAACGUGACGAGGCUGGUUCGAAGAGCAUAUCGGAUGUACUUAGAAGCAAGCAGCAGGCUGAAUCGAGUAAACGUUACGAAAUGAUAAAUCCGGAUCAUUUGGAGGACACGCUUAUGUACGAGAUCGCGAAGAAGAGACAGAGAUGCCUCGACACGGCGAAAGUAAUGAAGGAGAUCGACGCGAGCUCCGAGCCGGUUUCUUCUGGAGCAGCAGAGGCGCAGCAGUCGGAUCCAAGUAGCGCAGCCGUUGAAUUGCCGAACAUUAACGACUCCAAGUUCAUGGAAACAUUAAUGACUGUCAAGAAAUAUCAAGACUAUCUCGAAGGAGCCAAACCUUUACUAAAUUUGUUUGAGCAAUCGAGAUCAAACACUUCUCGUUUCUCUCGUGGUGAGAAAGUCGUCAAAAAAACUAGUAAAGCUCAUUUAGGACUACCAAAGUCUCCAAUGAUGAGGAAAAAGAGUCCUUCAGCUCGUUUAGGAUCACCAAAGUCUCCAAUGACGAGGAAGAAGAGUCCUUCAGCUCGUUUAGGAUCACCAAAGUCUCCAAUGACGAGGAAGAAGAGUCCUUCAGCGAGACGUUAUUCCCUUAAUAACGUGGUUAUUUCAAAGCCGAAGCUGUUCAUAACUCCUGGCAAAACUCCAGUCAAACGAACUUGCACGAACACGAAGCGCACGUACUUUCCUAAUCUGAUAGCUGGCGCGAGUAAACAGAGGCGUGACAUCAGUCCGCACGAGAAAAACGUUUAUCGACAAAUCGGAAGUUACGACCAUGUAAUAUCGCCGGUCGCAAUGUACAUAAGGAGUACGAAUCCUUGUCUGGUGAAAAAUGUACGGCCCAAAACGAACGAGAUGUUGUUAACACCGAGGAAGCAGCAGAUUACGUCAUCUGGCAGUCCAAAACCGCGGAUGAAGCUUCGAUUGUCUCCAAAAGAACCGAAAGAGGAAACGGCUGGAACUGCAGCAAAAGAUGAGAACGUUGCCGAUAACUUUUUACAUCCAAAAGUGCACUACGAGCUCCCGACGCAUGUACGCACGAUAAAAGAAAUGGAAGGUCGAAAAGUAGGAAGCCGCAUAAACGAAUUGCUGCGUACCACGCAAGAUAAAGUCGUGAUUCGACACGAAGGUCGGGCAAAAUCAAUGAAAACGGAUUGUUCGGAGCAACCUGAAAUUCAUUAUACCUCCGCAGAAGAAUCCGUGCAUGUUGAGCAGACGGCUCGUAAAACGCAGUUUUCACGUAUAUAAUUACUGAUAUUUUAAUAUUAGAUUGUUAUGAUGUAUAUCAGCAGCGAAAUCUAUGACACAUGUUAUUUUAUAUUUUUAUUAGAGCUGUAAGUUUUAACUUCUGUGAGAUAAAUUAGCUUUCGUUCAAUUAAACGUGCAAUUUUAUUAC
Messenger RNA from Ooceraea biroi (clonal raider ant), 3119 nucleotides. RefSeq lists its product as uncharacterized. The record is from RefSeq and is a predicted model, not a curated record. NCBI's taxonomy places the organism in Eukaryota, Metazoa, Arthropoda, Insecta, Hymenoptera, Formicidae.